GAUCCUGAGUCAGAACAUCAACAGCAAGAGGACGAGAGCAGCAGCAGCGGGCAUUCUCAUGAUUAUUCACAGCAGGCCCAAAACCAUUUGACAGAUACAAUCAAUGGAGCAGUAGAGGAGGAACACGACGAUGAGGAGCAAACGUCAUUAUUAGGAGUGAGAUCAACGUCAUCUCCAAAUAAAAGGCGACUUAUCGAUGUCCUCACAAUCGGUCUCGCUGUUUGUACAUUGGCACCUCUAAUUAUGAAGUUGGUCCAAUUGUUAUCAUCGCCGCCAGCCCAGUGGGACCCAGCACUCGAUCAAUGCGUACGCGACGGAUACAUAAGCUGGUUCCCUUUACCCCCCUCGAUUCAGCUUUAUGGCAAUAACCAUAACAUCUCUAUUGAAAUUGUGGGACACGUUUCAAACGGCGUUAUACAUAUCCAUCGUUCAUCUCCGAACGAUGUUUUCGAUGGUGGUGGUGUCAUUAUGUCACGCGUAAACACAUACCCUGCCGACUUGAUUUCCAAUGGUUUCGACUUCACGCAUGACUACCAUCCCGACAAGGGGACGCACUUGCUCUUAUCACUGCCAGACCGAGAAUACUACAAGUACCGUGCUUGUAUCUAUAUACAUAUCAACGUGUAUGUUCCUUUCGACUACGCACGUACGGUAGUCAUUGCAACACACAAUAUGGAGAUCAUUGUCAAUGAUGAUAUUUCCUCCGAGUUAAACCCCAUGGAUACUCUCGAAUUACGGACUGAAAAUGCACCCAUCCGGUUCAACGGCACCAGCACCCCAGCAUGGUAUGGCAAAGAUAUUAUGCUCAGCACCACAAAUAGAGAACUACAAUAUGAUGGUGGCAAUUUGCGUGCGACCGAAUCAGUGCAUCUGGAAACGUCCCACUACCCGAUUCGGCUCAAUGACGUCUCCGUUUCAGACUCUAUUCAACUAAAUUCGCUCAAUGCACCUAUCUACGCUUGGAACCUUUCGGCAAGAUAUAUUGAUGCAACCGCAACUGGUCAGCAUAAUAGCACUAUGAUUACUAUGCAAAAUGCCACAGCUCAAGGAAUUCGUGCUCAGACCAACAUCGGCGAAGAAGAACAAAAAGCAGGCUCAAUUACUCUUGAAAAUAUUAUUGCACACGAUACAAUUACGACAGACACAAACACGGGUCAUGUGUAUGCUCAACUGUUAGCCGGGUCCGAGCAUGUCAAUGCAUCCUUUGGUCCAGUAGAGAUUGUCAUGCCCGCCGAGUAUACUGGUGCAUUUAAAGCGAAAUCAUGGACGUCACGAGCCACAGUCAAAACAAUAGACAGUUUCAAGGAUGAAGAAAAUGACGAAAAUGAUGAUGAACUGAUUUUUGAAGUGAGCAAGUAUUCUGAGAAAGUCGGGUUCAAAAAGAACAAAGAUCCAGGUACUGGGGCUGUUUCCGUGAUUUCUAUCAAUGCAGAAGCCAGUCUUGCUUUUGUUGUAAACUUAGACGGCUGACUACAACAUACGUAGCUACUCGGUUAAAUGCAGUAGUAUUAGAUAGUAAUAACAAUAAAACGUCGUACCAUAUAGUCUAUUUGAUAGCAAUUUUUGGCGAAAUGGCUCA
Zychaea mexicana is the source of this 1579-nucleotide messenger RNA. RefSeq lists its product as uncharacterized. The transcript is spliced from 4 exons. The annotation marks the transcript as partial. NCBI's taxonomy places the organism in Eukaryota, Fungi, Mucoromycota, Mucoromycetes, Mucorales, Lichtheimiaceae. The record is from RefSeq and is a predicted model, not a curated record.